This is a messenger RNA of Rhinichthys klamathensis goyatoka, 5177 nucleotides long. It is a transcript of the gene raph1a, whose product is annotated as Ras association (RalGDS/AF-6) and pleckstrin homology domains 1a. Gene Ontology annotation, biological process: signal transduction. The transcript has 16 exons. The record is from RefSeq and is a predicted model, not a curated record. The coding region runs from base 420 to 4502 and encodes 1360 amino acids. Lineage: Eukaryota; Metazoa; Chordata; Actinopteri; Cypriniformes; Leuciscidae. Gene Ontology annotation, cellular component: plasma membrane; cytosol.
GUGUCAAAACUCCAGUGAGUCGUAUUUCCAUGCCUUGCAUGACGUCACAACGGGUAGGGCGCAAUCACAUGGAUUUCGGGGCUGGACAGGAAACGGAGACGCCAGGAACGCGCAUCGGUCCGCAGCUCAGAACGGGAAUGGAAGCGGGAGAGAAACGGGAGGCUCGCUCGUCUCAUCCUCAUCAUCAUCACCAUCCUCAUCCUCAAAUAUAAGCGGUCGGCACGGGCAGCGAAACCCCGAUUUAAGUGCAGGACCUGGGAUUCUGUCGGUGGAUUUGCGCAACACAUCAGCGGCUUUUUUCCAUUGUUACCGUUUCCUUCGGACAAGACAGAAGCCGCAGAACCGUCGGCUGCUUUGCGACAAUUGAUUGAGGACCUUUUCCCUUCAGAAAUCAGCUUGGCACUGCCACAGAACCAAAGAUGGAGCAGUUUUCAGAUGAUGAGCUAGAUCACGCUGCAGAGGAGGACAGCGAUAAAGAGGACCAGGACCUGGACAAAAUGUUUGGAGCAUGGCUCGGAGAGCUCGACAAACUCACAAAGAGUCUAGAUGAUGGGAGACCAGAGAAGGUGCAGAAAGCACCUCUCAGACAAGAGACAAACAUGGCCAACAUGGCCUACCGCUUUUCCGUUUAUAACAUCAACGAGGCACUGAACCAGGGUGACGCAGUGGAUCUGGAUGCUCUGAUGGCAGACCUCUGUUCCAUCGAGCAGGAGCUCAGCACCAUCGGUAAGCCCAGCAGCGCUUCCUCUCGUCUCGGACUGGCCGGCGACCCCAAAGUCCGGCAGAAGCCCCCCGCCGGCCGCAGUCACAGCACUAAGCACACGGGCAGCAGCAGCGGAGGGGCGAGUAGCAGUGGCGGCAGCACCAGCAGCAGUACCCGCGCCUCGCCCGCAUCUACGGUCAGAGUGGGCAGCGCCACCAGCAGACCCUCGCUGGCAUCCAACUUCUCUCUGGAUGACAUCACAGCCCAGCUGGAAAAAGCCUCCCAAAGCAUGGACGAAGCAGCCAGGCAGAGCUCCACGUCCCUGGGCUCUACGAUCUCAGCACCGUACUCUUCCUCCACUGUGAGGCGGCCGCCCUCCCAUCAUCAUCAUCAUCGCAGGACAGGGUCCGUGGGUACGGUCACAGAGCAUGAGGUGCGGUCCUUUGCCCAUUCCUCUCGCUCUAGUAUUAACUCCGCUUCUGCGUCCAGCAUGGACUCGCUGGACAUCGAUAAACCCAAGUCUGAUCAGGACGGGUUACAGGACGGACAUGACCAGCCGAGUUCAGAGCACUCGUAUCUGGACAGGGAGACCUCUCUCAUUCUGAAAAGCAUUGCAGGAAAGCCCUCUCACUUGCUGACCAAGGAGGAACAAGCUGCCAAACAAAAAGCUGAGAAGAUCCGAGUAGCUCUGGAGAAGAUAAAGGAAGCUCAGGUUAAAAAGUUGGUAAUCCGAGUGCACUUAUCAGAUGAAAGCUCAAAAACUAUGAUGGUGGAUGAGAGACAGACUGUGCGUCAGGUGCUGGACAACCUGCUGGACAAAUCUCACUGCGGGUAUAGCCUGGACUGGUCUCUGGUGGAAAUCAUCACUGAACUCCAGACGGAGAGAAUCUUCGAGGAUCAUGAGAACCUGGUGGAGAACUUGCUAAACUGGACCAGGGACAGCACCAACAGACUGAUGUUCAUCGAACGCAUUGAGAAAUACGCGCUUUUCAAGAACCCUCAGAACUAUUUGCUGGGGCGUAAGGAGACGUGUGAAAUGGCAGACAGAAAUAAAGAGGCUCUGUUGGAGGAGUGUUUUUGUGGAAGCUCCAUCAGUGUUCCUGAGAUGGAAGGGGUGCUCUGGCUCAAAGAUGACGGCAAGAAAUCCUGGAAGAAGCGGUACUUCCUGUUACGAGCCUCUGGGUUAUAUUACGUGCCAAAGGGUAAAGCCAAGGCCUCAAGAGACCUGGUUUGCUUCCUGCAGCUGGAUCAUGUUAAUAUUUACUUGGGUCAGGACUACCGCAGCAAGUAUAAAGCCCCAACUGACUACUGCAUGGUCCUGAAGCACCCUCAGAUUCAGAAGAAAUCACAGUACAUCAAGUAUCUGUGCUGUGACGAUGUCAGAACACUGCAUCAGUGGGUCAACGGAAUACGCAUUGCCAAGUAUGGGAAGCAGCUUUAUGUGAACUAUCAGGAAGCUAUGAGACGCACAGAGGCUGCUCAUGAUUGGUCCUCCCUGUCCAGCUCCAGUAUCAAGUCUGGUUCCAGCUCCUCCAGUCUACCAGAAUCUCAGUCCAACCACUCUAGCCAAUCAGACAGUGGCGUGUCGGAGACUACAUCCUCUGGUCAUGUGCGCUCUCAGAGUGUGGUCAGCUCCAUCUUCUCUGAGGCCUGGAAGAGAGGCAAUCAGGCAGAUGAACCCAAGAUGAGAAUGGACGGCCCACCAACACACCCUGCUAGAGCCUCUUACCCUCUACAACUUCCUCAACUACACCAGUCUAUCCAGUCUCGUAGCAGCUACAGCGGUGUGUCCCCAGUGUCUCCUUCCUCACCCCUAUCUCCACCACCGCCGCCUCCACCACCUCCCCCGCUCCCCAACCCCACGCACCACUCCACCCCGAUUAAGUUCACUAAAUACAGCACCCUUGCUAGGCUGCAAAACAUCUCCCAGGCUCAAAAUAAUUACAAACAGACCCCCUUAUUAGUAGUACAGCAGCAACCUAUUCCCCCUAUGCCACCCCCACAGUGUCUCAAACCUGGUAUGAAUAAUUUGGCAGAAACUGCCAGCAGUCCUCCUCCACCCCCACCACCACCACCACCUCCUCCAGAGAUGCCAGUGCCAGGGUCAGCCAUGGCAGUGUUGAAGCACGCCCCUCUCAGCCCCCACUACGUUCCCCCUCCACCUCCAGAGGAAGACCAUCUGCCACCACCAUCUCACUUACACAGUAAUGGCUACUUGCCUCCACCACCACCCCCAGAACAGUUAAAAUACCCACCUCCCCUCAGCACCAAUGGGCUCCAGCAGUUCUUAGCUCAGAAGUUCCCUAAUAUGGCCUAUGACUUCUCAUCUGUCCAGCAAGAUGAAGAGCCUCCACCACCUCCUCCAGUGUGUUUUUCUCCACCGCCUCAGCAGUCAGGUCCACUUGCCCCACCUAAAACCUUCACUGGUGUGUUUCCACCCCAAACGGCUCCAAAACCUGGCCAUGGCAUUUCCCCCGUUUCCCCUUUGCCACCUUCUCUGUCUCCAACUCCUCCGGCCACCAUGAGGAAACAGCAGAGCUUGUCCAGUGGUCACAGUCCCAAUCAACCUCCACCAACCCUUCCCAAGCAAUAUAGCCUUUCUUCCAAAGCUUCAUCUGUAUCUGCCCCCAUCUCUCCCACCCAAUCGCUUGUAAAGCAGAUUGUAAACCAAUUCCCUGACACUCUUGAUGGAUCCAAAUGUCCCAUAUCUCCUCCCGUGGUAAAAACCAAACCAAAAUGGCAGCCAGGAGGACAGGCUCAACCACAAUCUCCUGAAUUUCCUCCACCUCCACCAGAGAGUACCCUUGAAUUCCCUCCACCUCCUGCUCCAAGCCCGCCUCCUGCCCCUCAGCCUUCUGGCAAGGUGGGAUCACCAAUCAAGAAGUCCCCAUCAACAUCAUCAAAUUCUUCUACUGGUUCAGGAGGGAAGAAGCCCCCUCCAACCCCACAGCGCAACUCCAGCGUGAAGGCCUCCUCUUCUGUUGAGUACCAGGAGUCCAAGAAAGUGGAGAAUCUGGUCAGCAUGUUUGCCCAAACUAGUCAAGCCCCACCCAGUUCCUUUUCAACUCCAUCCUCUACGACAGGAUCACCUUCCAAGGACUCUUCUGCAGUAGCUCGGGCACCACAAAAACCAGGCAAGAUCAACUUGGCUAAUCUGCCUCUGGCUCUCCAGGGGAAGCAAGGUCAAUAUCUCCAGUCCAGCUUAGACUUCCCCUCUCCUCCUCCGGAGUGUGAAUUUCCCCCUCCGCCGCCAGACUCGGAACUCCUGCCUCCUCCACCUCUCCCGUCAGAACUGCACACUGGGGCUCCCAAAGUGGCCGUGGUGAACCCUCAACCCCAAAACUCCUCCACAUCCUCAUGGAAACAGAGCUCCUUGAAGAAAGCAACGCCUCUGACUAUGCACCGCCGCAGCAGUGGCCCGCCCGAACCACUUCUCCUUUCUCCACCUCCUCAACAGAUGACUCUGUCCUCUUUUAACUCUCAGAUCCCACCAACUUCGCCCAAGGCCAAUCUGUCCAUCCAGCCCAACUUCCUGGAAGACCUCAACAGAACUCUCAAAAGAAAGUCCAUGACUCGACAUGGCUCCCUCACCUCCUCACGAAUCUCAGCCAAGCUGGAGCCAGUAGCCACCAUGGACGAUAUGGCCCUUCCGCCCCCUCCUCCAGAGCUGCUGCUGGGCCAGCAGAAAAAAGGCGGAUACAUGAGCGCCAACAUCUCAGGCUAUGCAACAUUACGGCGGGGUCCUCCGCCGGCUCCACCCAAACGGGACCAAAACACUAAACUGACAAGCGAUUGGUAGUUGGGACAUAUGCUGAGUACGGAUAUGCUACUCUCCUUUUCCACUCUGUUUAUCUUCAACGGCUGAAACGUCUGCAUUAAAAUAAUACUCAUUUUAACCCCAGAUUAUAACCACAAUAUGAAAAAGCCAAACCAUCUAUAACAUAAGCUUCUCUGCGUGUUUGUGUCGCUUUGCUAUUAAGUGUAGCAGAUAUACAAAAAUUCUGAGAAAAAGAGACUGACGUUAUUAUAGGUACUGCAUGGACCCUGCGGUGUGGAAAGGGGAUAAUGUAUAUGUAUGAUAAAAUAUAUAUGUGGAACUCUGGGGUGGGAGGGAACUUGUACUUUUUUAUAUGAAAUUAUUUAAUACCUGAAAUAUAUUCUUAUUUUAAAAUUUAGUUUUGAAACCCUUGACUGUAAACGUUAAACGUGAAUAGAAAAUCAGGGUUGUUGAACCGAUGCUUGUGUGUGUGCGUGCGCGCAUUUUGUCUGAGUGAUUUGGUUGAUCCACUCUCAGAAAAAUAGUGAGGGCCUGGUAAUAAUGCCACCCUUGCUUGUCAUUAGAUGUGCGAAUCCCGAUGUGGGAAUUGCAUUGGUGUAGCAUACAUUCUAAAUGAAGUAUUCUACCAAAAUUUCCAUGUUUAAUUUAAAUGGUUUUGAACCUUCCACUAAAAUGUCAAAAGAAAGAAAAAAACAA